GACUGGGCCCAGCACCAACCCCUGGAGAACACUGCUGGUUACAGCCUCUGACUGCACUCUGUGCCACCAAUAGCAGCUCUCUGAGCUCUGCCACUCAGCAGUUCUGCAUCCAUCUCACUGUCUGCCUGUCUAUCCCACAGUUCCUGAGCUUCAUUACAAGGAUGUUUGUGGGAGACAGUGUAAAAAGCCUUGCUGCAGUUGAGGUACAUGGCAUGCACCACCUCUCCUCAUCUCCUCAGCCAGUGAUGACAUCAUUCCAUUGUGCAUCUCCUCUGAAAAAGCACUGCAUGAAACAUGGGAGUUAGUGCUUUGUUGUAAUGGUGUCAACGGUUUAUGGGCUGGUCCGGCCCAGUUCCGUGACCAGCAGGGCGGAGGGAUCUGCGGAUCCGCGCCUCUGGGAAAGGGGAAGCAGGGGACCCCAAAAUACUUGAAAACAACAGCACUGAUCUGAGGUGAAACAAAUGAUUUUACUAAAUAUAGUAUUAGUAAAAUACAAUGAGAGAGAGAGAGAGUCUGUUUGAAUUGUAUAGACCUCACCACAAUGCUGGGGUGAGAAGUGCAGUCCAGUUGAGUGACUGAAGUACAGAUGGCGAAGCGCAGGCGGCGAAGCGCAGGCGGCGAAGCGCAGAUAGCGAAGCGCAGACAGCGAAGAGCAGGCAAAGAAGAAGAAUCAGGUGACCUUGCUUGGAGUUAUAUCCCCUUGCUGACCGCAAAGUCUCCUGGGGAAAAGUAGUUCUUCUCCGACGGACGAACAUUCGGCAGAUAUCAAACCCCACCCCCAAUGCAUUACAUGAUGUUAUGGUGUGGAAUACUGAUGACCAAAAAUCAUAAAACCAUGACAAAUGGUUUCCUCCAGUACUGAGAGAACAGCAACUAACAGCAAGGGUUCCCUCAUCUUCAACUUGCAAGCCUUCAGCCAAAGCACUCAGAGCUGCAAUGCAUGGAUCAAACAGUAUGCUUGGAGAAAGGAGAUGGUACUGUAGUGACAGCAGAAAUCAGAUCCAGCCCAGAUGCUUCUGUGUUGCCAGAGAGGUCCCAGGUGCAUCAGCCCACUGGCUUCCUGCCUUCCUGCUGCCACCUCACCACACCAAGCAGAGAGAGAUUAAUACAUUAAUAGACCACUACUGAGAAAGAAAAAAGCUUUGUUAUGUUUAUGCUUGCCCUUACUGGCUGCUGCUGCCAGAACUGAGAUUAAUGCCAUAAAUCCAGUGGUGAGUUUAGGAACUGCUGUUGAGGUUUCCCAUUACCUCUGUGAGAUGCUGUAGGAGCUGUAGGAGUUAUUUUCAAAGCAGUGGGGUUGCAGCCGGUGGAAGAGAAUGGCAUGGGGCAUCUUGUAGGACUUGUUUUCAUUGCUUUCAGCUUUGUCGUACACCAGCUGCUUGGGUUGGAGUUCCUCGUGUCUCGUACCUGCCACCCUGGGCUGCAGGGGAAGGUGAGGAGGAGAAAGCAUGGGUUCAAUGACUGCUGGUAGGUGGUGGGAUCUUGGGCAUCAGGUGCAGACCUGGGGCACACCAAAGGUUGGGCCAAGAAGGCAGAGCCCAUGGAGAGGUGGGGAGAUCUGCUGCCCUCUGUGCCCCUCACUGGGCCGUGCCUCCAUCCCAGUACCCAUCAUAUCCACACAUUCUCGACCACAUGACAUCAAAACUGUUUGGGGAUGGUUUCCAGGGGCUGCUGCAGACCGAGUUUCCCGGUUGCCCAGGAGAUGGCAGUCCUGCAUUCGGACAAGAUAUGCAGGCAGUCCCCAGCCGGCGCCCGUCAUUUACUGGAAAAGGAUCCCGACUCGUCGGCUGUGUGUUUGGCUCUGCUGGGGAGGGAAAGGGCUCUGUUUGCAGUGACUGGUGCUCUAUCCUAUUCUGAGCUGAACAAGAGACACUGCGGUUGGGAGGCGAGUCCUGGAUGUGCAGCCCGGGAAGUGCAGCCCUUCACAGAGACUGCUGGACAUUGGCAGCAACAGCUUGGGAUCUAGUUCUCAUCAUCCUCCUACUCUAGGUACUGAGUAGGUACUAGGUGAGGAUAUGAUACAUAUGGUGGGAAAUUCAGGAUUACUGCAAUUUGUCUUUGCUCUUACAGAUCAGGAGGCACUAAAAUUUAUUUUAUUUGGAUUUCUUUGAUGUUUGCAAGGCAGAAAGUUGAACCUAUCAAGGGAACCCAUGGUUGAACCAAUCUCUGUUCUUUCUCAGCAAGGGGUGGGUAAGUGAUGUGCCAGCCAGGGUGCCAUCUCCAUGGGCACGACCGAUGUGUGCCACCUCCCAGCUGCAUGUCCUGGGCUGCAGCUUCAAAAUUCCUCUUCCCUUUAUUCUUCUCCUUGAAAGAAGCAGUCAGUGUUGGUGGUGGUGAGGUGGUGCUGCACAGAGCCACUGCAAGGAGACUUCAAAUGGCAAACGUGCCACAAACAGAGCUGGUACCUGUGGGGACAGCUGUGCCCAGUGGGUUUCACCAAAAAGAGCAUCUUCUCAGAUGAGGAGUUCCCUUGUAAGAGAAAUCAGCAAGGGAAAGAACUGACCUUCAAAGCAAGAAUGAAAACUUGCCAGGAUUGUUCAUAGGGCAAAAACAGGACUUUCCCUUUUCCACUCUGGUGCAAAAGGCUGUUGCAGUGCUCUGCUUUGCAGUGCAAGGAGUGCCAGUGGCAGUCAUGCUGCUGAGCUGUAAGCUCCCUUGGGAAAUGAGGAUUCUUCAUCCCUUUUCUCUUUAAAAUCACAAAAGCAGCAGCUCUAAGUUCCUUUAUUUAAAUUCCAUUCUUUAAUAAAAGCUCUGUAGUCUUCACUCUUUAAACUCAGAAAAUGUUUACAUGAAGUUAACUGAAGUUACCAGUUAUUUCUUUGUCACUUUUCUAGUGGAUGGCAAAUGUUCUUCAAACUCUUGCAAGUCUAACAUCUUCUUUCCAAAUGUUUCUUUGCAAAUGCAUAAGAUCAGUGCCUCUAUGCAAUCACCCAUAGAUGAGCAUGAGAUGACUCCAUGUACAGACAGCAUCCAAAAACCUGCCUGGAAUGGCUACUGUAGAGAACCAUUUAGCAAGGAUUCCCUCCCUAUUAGCUGGACAAGUUGUUAUUUUGAGAUUCCUUUGCAAACUCAGGACAAGAAGGCAACCUGUUCCUCCCUGACCCAUCAGUUCUUCCAUUGUUGCCUUCCUCAGGCUGAGGGCUGUAAGAAGCACUGGCAUUAACAAGCAGUUUUAAAGUUGGAAGAUGUAGGUAAAGGAAAUAGAAAUGUUUGCAUUCAUCUGGAACAGCCUUCCUUUUAAAUCCUGGUGUGACUAAAAGGAUUUAUGUGAGCAAAUGAAUUGAAUACAAGAAGGAGAUAGAACUGCCUCUCGGAGGAUGUUCUCAUAUUACCCUUUAUAGAGACAGAAGCAGAGCUGCAGGUUGGACAGAUGUGUGUUUAGAACGUGAGCCUGGGGAGCUGGUGACCCACAGGAGCAGGCAGCCAGUGAAGUGUGCUGGAGCCAUGCUGCUGGCUCCCAAACACGGGCUUUGGCUCGCAGAUCUGCUGGCUUCUUGCACUUCCUUGGGGCAUUUCUUUUCUUUCCUUUUCUCCCUGAUGAACCCUUGAAUUCACGGGACUCUGGACACCACAUUACAGUAUCACAGAAUCGUAGAAUCACCAAGGUUGGAAAAGAGCUCUAAGAUCACCAUCCAACAGUCCGCCUAUCACCAAUAUUUGCCACUAAGCCGCGUCCCUCAGUACAACAUCUAAACGUUUCCUGAGCACUUCAGGGAUGGGGAUUAUUCAGCUGUUCUCGGUAUCUGCACCUGAAAACUCUCUCCUCUUGUCUUUCUGCAGCAUGACAAGUGAUGAGCAGUUGUUCCUGUGUCACCUUCCCCUCCUUCCCAUGACUCAGCCCCCUCUGCUCUUGCAGCUGCUGGCAACCCCACUGUCCUGCAGCACCAUCCCCGGGCCCAUUGCCCUGGGUUGGGGGCCAGAGUUCCCACCCACCGUGCCCACGUUUGCUGGGAGGCAGCAUGGGGCCCUCAGUGCAUUGCGCCCGGAGCUGCAGGUAGCCCAGGGCCCAUCUUUCUGAUAAAAAGGAGAGAGCCAAUUAAUUCUGGAGCCAGAACAGCCACAGAAGAGGAGACUUCAGGGAGGAUUUAGCGAGCAGUGGCCCAGAUACAUCAAACCGUCUGCAGCACAGCGCAGUAUCCCAUUAGGGCUCCUCUGUGUAACAGCUGAUGUUACUUAUCCUAUUAGAUGACUGACGCUGCUUUGAUGUAUUCCCAGGAGACUGGGCCAUGGUUUUCCCAGGUGGAUUUCUGCCACCCCUGACGUGAGGUUCGUGCCCACCAGGCAGGGUUCUGAAGUGAGGAUGAGCUGCGUGGCUCUGCUCCUUCCCUUUGCUUGGAGGUGUUGUCCCCAGGCGUGCCAGCAUCACUGCUCUUUCCCUGUUGCACUGGGCAGGCUCCUUGCUGACCAGGGAGGCUGCUUUGCUCUGCUGGGUCUGCUGGCCUUGCGCUGGAGCUCUCCUGCCUCCAGCCUGGAGUUAAUUCUGCUGAUUCCCGGUUUCUUCCCAACAACAUGAGCUGUUUGCCUCCACCAAAAGGUGGAGUGUUUAGCUAAUCAAAAUCCAUUCUGAAAUUAGGGACUGGUCUGUUUCUGUUGGCAUUACCUCACCCACUUCCUCCAGGUCUGCUUAAUGCAGAUCCCCACACAUCCACUGCGGUUUUGCCAUGCUGAGGGUCUGCUAGGCAGAAUGAACUUGAACUUUGUUCACGCUCAGCUGGGGCUUGGCUGAGCCCUGAUAGAGCAGCAGGGCUGGAGCUGUUCUCAGAUUAAUGGGACAGAGCAGAAAGAAAAGUCACAUUGCUGCCUACCACCUGGGGAGCUGUGAGAUGCAGCCUUGACCUCAAAUAGUUCCUAUCUGCAGGCAGAGAGAAGGGAAGAGGCUGCUGUGAUCAAGUGCUGGAGCACUGCAAAGAAGCAAUGUUUUGUUAAACUGAUAAAACCUGGCACCCACAUCGCUGCAGGGCUGCACAUACUGUGAGUGCAGAUGAAAAUUCACUGGCUUGGAAGUAAAAGGGUGUUAGAAGUGCCUCUUUGGAAGAUGGCCGCGGGGUGACAUCUGUAUCAUCUUCUGUGUGUGGGCUUGGAAUGUGAAAGAUAUUUCUGGAGAGCUGAACCUUACCAAUAAAGCUGGCUACCUCCAGCAGCCAAUAAAGCUGGUGAGCUCUGACAAUCAAUGAAGAUGGUAAACUCAAACAACCUCGUGUCGUGUCCUUGUGAACCCAUCACCCCACAGCGACCUCACAUCUGCUGUGCUGUGGGGUGAUGCACGCAAACCCAGUGAGGAGAGUCCAUCCAGGAGAACGUGGCAGAAGUUUGGCUGUGGAAUGGGACCAAAGCUCAGCAUAGCUGCUGCACUGCAGUGUCAUUAAACGUGGUUUGGGAUGUGCAGAUAACCCUGCACAGCUGGGGGACAGCGCGGUGGUCAGCGUGCAGGGAGAGGGAGAGAUAUGACUAGAGAUCCCAGCCAACAUUUUGAGUUUCAACCCCAGUAAGAUUCCAUCCCCAAACAGCCCUUGUCACUCUCAGCCUGGUGCCAGUGCCACUUUUCAAAAGCCACAUUCCAACCUGUCCCUCUGCUGGGAGAAAGAAGAGGACAGACUCUUUAGUGGGGUCUGUUGUGACAGGACAGGGGGAAUGGUUUCCAACUAAGAGAGGGGAGAUUUAGAUAGGAUGCAAGGAAUAAGAUUUGUACACUAAGGGCAGUGAGACACUGCACAGGUUGCCCAGAGAGGCGAUGGUGCCCCAUCCCUGCAGACAGCCAAGGUCAGGCUGCAGGGGCUCUGAGCACUGAUGGAGCUGUGGGGGUCCCUGUGCACUGCAGGGAGUGGGACCUGAUGGCCUUUAGGGGUCCCUUCCAACUCCAGUGAUGCCCUUGGCAGAGGAAACUGGCCAAGGAAACAGGAAAGGACGAUGGUACAGGAAAGUGCUGCAGCACCCGUGCAAAAAGGGACCAGCAGAACAUAUGCAGAUAAGAAGGCAAGCUUUGUCUUCUGAAUUAAGGAUCAGGAAAUAGCAACAUGGUCAUAAAUACUGCUUUUCAAUAACUGCGCUUGCAGGCAUUGAAUCCAUCGAAGCCUAAGAGGAAGGAGAGGUUCCUCCAUGAGUGAGAUUGGAACCAAAAGCCCCUUCCUCAUCGUGCAGAUGCUCAUAGAGCCUGUAGGUUAUCACGAGAACUUAGUUCUGGCCCAUACUCAGAUGAUAGUGGAUUUUUAGUCCUAUCUUCCCGAUACAUUAAUGUUUGCUUUAAACAAAUCGAAUCCCUCUUUAUAACACCAUAAGAAAGCACAGAAUGUGGCAUUUAUAUCGCAGUAAAAUUUUAUGUGUUUGCACAACUACUUGACAGCACAAACAUCGGUGUUUCCUUAGGGGAUGUGCUUUGAGGUUUCCUGUGGGGAAAUGGGACCACUCACAGCUCGCAGCUGGGAGACAGGCAUUUUCCCUAUUGCAGAUGCUCCAGAGGCCAGUAAGGAAAAGGAAAUUGUCAAGGGCAAGAGCUACCUGUACAACAGGGGAUUGUAUCUCGCCAUCAGCACACAGCUCCUCGUCCUCUCUGCAGUCACACUGGGGAUCGACUCCCUCUGAAUUUGUUGCUCCAGCACUGUGCAGGGGUGCGAAGCAGAGCCUGUGCUGGUGGGUGAGCUGCCCUAUGGCUAUGGGCAUGGUGCCUCUGGAGAGCAGACUGAGUUCUGGAGAACUCAUUCUGUCAUUUUUCUUAGCUUGGAUUUUGGCAGAGAGGCAAUUCCAGGCACACCGUGCCCUUCAGAACUCUAAAAGUUCGUCAUCUUCCUCAUGAUCCUCCACGGGUCAGAGACUCCUGGCUCCUUGGAUGGGACUUUUGCGAGCCUGGCGUGGCUUCAUGGCCACCCCAGUGAUCAAAGAUCUGGUGACUUGUGGCAUCCACACGGACCCAUCAAGAACCAUGAAAUGCUGGGCAUGGAUAAUGUCCCAUCCCUAUCAGAGAUGCUGUUCAACCAUCUCAUCUGUGCGAAAGUGAUUUUGAAACAUCAUGUAAGAGAUCAUGCAGGUGGGAAAACAUCCCAUUUUUUGAUUCACACAGUAACUUUCUGGAAAUCUCCCUGGUUGCUCUGAUCCAGUGGCUGAGCUGCAAGCUGGUGCCCAGGAACAGCUCUGGAGAUUUCCUGAGGAGAUCUGGACUUCUCCAUGCAAGCAACACAAUUCAAUUCUGCACACUCUGCCUAAGGAGAAGGAGAUUCUCCUGGCACCAGGUGCUCCCCAGGGUGAUGCUUGGGAUCUGACAGUGGGAUACAAACAGUCUUGUGUUUCAGCUGGCCCCUGAUAUGACAAGGUAGACCAUUUCCACCAUCGUUUUGGUUCUGCUUCAUGCCUGCUGGACUCCCGUUGAGCCACACAACAUGUUCGUUCCAGAAGGGAUCUCACUGCACCCAGCUCCUCGCCACCUCGGCACAGAUCCAGCAGGAGAGACUCUGGCAUGACAGGGCACUGCACUGAGCGGGGCUGCAUCUCCAGCAUGAACACUGAAGCGACAGGAGGGAGCUGAGCAAACAUCUUGGAAAGCAGUUGGUAUGUGCACAGGAGACCUGCAUGGCACACAGGGAAGCGCACCGAUGAGCUUUUCUAAGAACUUGCUUGCCACUCUGCAGCUGGAGCGAUAUUUGCUUUGGUCCUGAUAAAGGCUCUUAUCAGAGAAGAUCAAUCUGCCUGCUGUGGGGAAGUGACCGUUUGGGUUACAGCCCUGUUACUGGCAGUCAUCUGUGUGCCCCAAGGUGAGCACAGGACCGGCCCUGGGGCAGCGUCAGCCGCACUCCUCCCCAGCAUCUGCAGCUAUAAAUCCUGUGGUUCAAAGCGUGUCUCCAGACACAUCCUGGGCUUCUGAGUGUUUCUGUGGAGGCAGCAUGGCUUCCCAGUGUGCUCCCCUCCUGCUGCUUGCCUGUGUGGUGGCCCUGCCUGCCCUGAGUCUCACUGGUGCUGCCCAAGACCUGACCCUCCUCAGUCGAUCUGUCUCAAAUAGCAGUCCAUCAGCUCUCAGCGUGCUGACAGACGGUAAGAUCCGCCUGGUGAAUGGCUCCAAACCCUGCUCUGGACGGAUGGAGGUCUGGUACCACAAUGAGUGGGGAACGGUGUGUGACGACGGCUGGGACCUGAAAGAUGCCUCUGUGGUCUGUAGGCAGCUUGGCUGCGGGGAAGCAGUGUCAGCUCCAUCUCAAGCUUUCUUUGGAAGUGGAUCCGGACCUAUUUGGCUGGAUGAUGUGAACUGCAUUGGGAACGAGAGCCUCCUCACUCAGUGCACGCUGAGGGCCUGGGGACAACACAACUGCAGGCACAGCGAGGAUGCAGGCGUCGUGUGCUCAGGUUGGCCCAAGGACUGCAGUGAGCUCUCUGCAGGCAGCCCCAGCGGCGUCUACAUCAUCCAGCCCUCAGGGCUGCACCCCCUCGUGGUGUACUGCGAGAUGAACGUGACGGACGGGGGCUGGACGGUCAUCCAGAGGAACAGCCACAACACAGACAUCACCUGGGCCGAGUCCUGGAGCACCUACAAGUACGGCUUUGGGAACGUGCGCGGCGACUACUGGCUGGGCACCGAGUACAUCCACCAGAUCGCCAAGCAGAAGGUCUACCAGGUCAGGUUCGUCAUCUCAGACAACGCCAACAACGUCAAGUUUGCAGACUACAACCUCUUCAGCGUGGAGGACGAGGCCCAGGGCUACCGGCUGCGGCUGGGCUCCUACGCGGGCACAGCGGGGGAUGCCAUGGCUUUAGCCAAUUCCGCCACUGUGCACGACAACAUGAAGUUCUCUGCUAAGGACUUGGAUCAGGACACCAACAGCGGGAACUGUGCCUCCGCCAAUGGGGGCGGCUGGUGGUAUUCGUCCUGUUACUCCGUACGGCUCAAUUUCAAGGGCGGCUUGACGUGGAGCGGUCUGUGCAGCGGCAACUGCAGAGCUUCUGCCAUCCUCAUCAAACCAGCUACCUACUGCUAGCUGCAUUUUCCUUUCCUUUCUGUCCAACCUGUGGCUAAGACUUGCUCGGCAAAGGGGUAGAAAAGGUAAAACGUGCCAUGGCCAGACCUGAUGCGUCGUGGGUCUUUGCUGAGGUUUGUGUCCCAGCUACUGAAGAAAAUGAGCCGUCCUCCACUUCUCCCUCCUGUAGGUCUCUUCUGCUCCUCAAUUCAGCCUUUAUUCUUUUGCUCAGAUCCGGGUCAUUUUAAUUGUGUUAAUAAUCAGAACAGUUGCUCCCAAAACCUGGAGUUUCCAGAUGUGCAAUGUGCCUCAGAUAAAAUGUGAAACAGCCAAACUGCAAUGCAUCUCUAUGGCUGUGUGAGCUGAUUGACAUCUUUAACUUCAGACAAACAACACAACUUUCACUUGUAGAAAGAUUAAAAUCUCUCGAUCAGGAUUGCACAAAUUCCCACUCUUUGCCUUCUGUACUUCAGGCUUAACGCUUGUCAAGUAUCAAAAUAAAUCUGUAUUCAAAGAACUAUCCCAAGUGUUAACAUCUAUUUCAAGUCUCUGCUGUGCUCGCACAGGUCACCGUGUUCAAAAGCUUCCUCUGCUGAAGCCCUGCUUUCCCAUAGGACAGGCGUUUGGGAAGGAGCUAUGAAUUAACAGCUUGUGUGCUGCGCUGCGAAGGGCAGUGGAGUUCAGCCACUGGAAAUGGGAGGGGAUGUCUUCUCUCACCUUCAAAACAGAGGGCGCUGUGAGCUGUGAGCUGUGAUUGGAGCCAUCUACACACAUAAUUUGAAGGAUUUCAGCGGCACACAAAAAGAUUGUCCUGCUGGAAAAACCGACCAAGUGUCCCCCUGGCUGUGCGCUCUGCCCUCCCCUCCAGGCAGCCAAUGCCCAAGUGCACCUUGCCAUCUUCAAUCUUAAGCUGCUGUCUAAUGAUAAAGCUUUGUUAUAUCACCAUAUUACAUUUCUUUCGGGUCCUCUUCAGCAAGCUAGAGCGAGUUGUUUUUAAUGAGCUGCUUUGUUUGUCUGCAGUCUGGAAAAGCAAAUGUGUCCUUGUGAAUGGCUUUAAAUGACAGCCCCAAAUCCCAGGUGCACCCAGUGCAGGGUCAGGGAGCCCAGAGGUGCAGAGCUGUCCUGCUGCUGUGGAAGCACACGGCAGGGGAAAGCUUUGUGCAGCAGGCACGUAGCAGCAGAUACAUCAAGUCGGCCCUCUGAGCACGAAACAGUCUCAAAUGUGCUUCAGUUACGGCACGGACCAGUAGGAAGCCAGAAGGCUCUGACUGGUUCCAUCCCCCUUGUCGGCCACUCCUGGAUGCAGCCGUUCCAUCCAUUACACCAUCAGCCCGCCGGUGCAAAGCAGCGUUUCCCAUACAGAUCACAGCUUGCGUUGGUCUUCAAAGGAUCAGUGUGUUUCUUUCUUUGAAGGAAGAUGCUGCUGUGCUCCCUGCAGUUUCUGCCGUCCCCAGAGAAGCCCAGCCACCUCGUCCUGUGGCAGCACUGAUGUCAGAGGGCGCAAUAAAACGUGACAGCAAUGACCAAGAAGUGAUUGGAGAAGCAGGGAGUUUUGCUGCUGACUCUUCUCCAGUCUCCAGAGGGUGCCCUUGUCCCGGGGCUCCCCAGGCGGCCGUGGGGAGUGAAGAAAGUGUGGCCGUGCAGGGAUGGGCAGGGAGAGCCACGAGGUAUUGCCUGGCAGUUCAGCUGCAGGUUGCGAUUUGCUCUGCUAUUCGCCCUGCUCUGUUCCACUGGUGCAGGGUGGGAUACAUGGAGAGAGAGACUGAGACCUCUGGAGGAGGAAAACACAAGAAUUACAUCGCGCGGGUGUCAGAAUUCUUUCCAAGAAGAGGAAAUACAACCGUCUCUGAAUUAGGGUUUCCCAGCCCUUUCCUGGAGAAGGAAUGGACCCUACACCUUCCUCCAAAAGGCCUUGCUGCUCUCUCAGUCAAUACUCUGCAUUCUGACCCAUUCCCUUCUUUCUGCCCAUCUCAUCUCCAAGAGCAACGUGAUCCCUUCUCCUCCUCUCUGGGAAUGCUGCACUGUCAGCAUCCCUGUGGCUCUGCAGUGU
Messenger RNA from Lagopus muta (rock ptarmigan), 10986 nucleotides. Its product is annotated as fibrinogen-like protein 1-like protein. Gene Ontology annotation, cellular component: membrane. NCBI's taxonomy places the organism in Eukaryota, Metazoa, Chordata, Aves, Galliformes, Phasianidae. The record is from RefSeq and is a predicted model, not a curated record. Bases 7872 to 8957 code for a protein of 361 amino acids. The transcript is spliced from 5 exons.